This is a messenger RNA of Echinops telfairi (small Madagascar hedgehog), 2216 nucleotides long. Its product is annotated as mastermind-like protein 2. Gene Ontology annotation, molecular function: transcription coactivator activity. Lineage: Eukaryota; Metazoa; Chordata; Mammalia; Afrosoricida; Tenrecidae. The transcript has 3 exons. The coding region runs from base 258 to 2216 and encodes 652 amino acids. The record is from RefSeq and is a predicted model, not a curated record. Gene Ontology annotation, cellular component: nuclear speck; nucleoplasm. Gene Ontology annotation, biological process: positive regulation of transcription of Notch receptor target; Notch signaling pathway.
GCAAUUAGAGUAAGUUGGAUAGGGGCUUGUUUCCAACUUAACCUCUCCAAUUGGUUUCUAUUCUUUCUCCCCACUCUCUUUUUACUAGCUCCCCUCCCCAAAACCUUCUCCACCAGCCCCCCAACCUCUGAAGACCUCUAUUCAUGUGGCCCUGAACAUUGAGCUCACAUUGGCAAAAACAGAUUUGCUGGUAAUAGACAACAAUAUCCUCCUUCCACCUCACCGCCCUAAAGGCAGCAAUCCUUGUGUCCAGGAACAUGGGGGACACAGCGCCCCCACAGGCCCCUGCCGGAGGGCUAGGAGGGGCCCCCGGGGCGGGACUCCUUGGAGGGGGCUCAGUCACCCCUAGAGUGCACAGUGCCAUUGUGGAACGCCUCCGGGCUCGGAUAGCCGUCUGCCGCCAGCAUCACCGGAGUUGUGAAGGACGCUAUGAACGGGGUCGGGCCGAGAGCUCAGACCGGGAACGGGAGAGCACCUUGCAGCUCCUGAGCCUUGUCCAGCAUGGCCAGGGAGCAAGGAAGGCUGGCAAACACACUAAGGCCACCACCACUGCUGCCACCACCACAGCCCCUCCACCGCCCCCUGCUGCCCCACCUCCAGCUUCUCAAGCAGCAGCAACAGCAGCGCCACAGCCCCCACCAGACUACCACCAUCACCACCUGCUGAACAGUAGCAAUAAUGGUGGCGGUGGUGGGAUCAACGGAGAGCAACAGCCACCGGCUUCAACCUCGGGGGACCAGAGGAACUCCGCCCUGAUUGCGCUCCAAGGUUCCCUGAAAAGAAAACAAGUAGUCAAUCUGUCUCCUGCUAACAGCAAGAGGCCCAAUGGCUUUGUGGACAGCUCGUUCCUAGAUCUCAAGAGAAUUCGUGUCGGGGAGAAUCUCUCCGCAGGACAAGGCGGCCUCCAAGUAAAUAAUGGACAAAGUCAGAUUAUGUCCGGGACCUUGCCGAUGAGUCAAGCACCCCUGAGAAAGACAGCCGCUCUGCCACACAACGCGCACUCCCCGGGCAAUGGCAUGUUUAGCAUGGGCUUAAAGGAAGUGAAGAAGGAGCCGGGAGAGACUCUGUCCUGCAGUAAGCACCUGGAAGGCCAGAUGACCGCAGAGAACCUUUUUCCUCCGAGGUACGGAGAUGACUCUGGAGAGCAGCUGAUGGAUCCUGAGCUGCAGGAGCUCUUCAAUGAGCUGACCAACAUCUCGGUGCCGCCCAUGAGUGACCUGGAGCUGGAGAACAUGAUCAACGCCACCAUCAAGCAGGAUGACCCCUUUAACAUUGACUUGGGUCAGCAGAGCCAGAGGAGCACGCCGCGGCCCGCCCUGCCGAUGGAGAAGAUCGUGAUCAAGAGCGAGUACUCCCCUGGCCUGGCACAGGGCCCCGCAGGCUCUCCUCAACUGCGGCCCCCAUCCGCGGGCCCUGCCUUCUCCAUGGCCAACUCUGCCCUCUCUACUUCAUCUCCAAUCCCAUCUGUCUCCCAGAACCCGGCCCAGCCUCAGCCAGCCUCAGGAGCCAGCCGAGCUCUGCCUAGCUGGCAGGAAGUAUCCCAUGCACAGCAGCUCAAACAGAUAGCUGCCAACCGUCAGCAACAUGCCCGGAUGCAGCAGCAGCAGCACCAACAGCAGCACCAGCCUACCAACUGGUCAGCCUUGCCAUCUUCUGCUGGGCCAUCGCCAGGUCCAUUUGGGCAAGAAAAACUCCCUAGUCCUUCUUUUGCUCAGCAGCCAUUCAGCCCCCAGAGCUCCCCUCUGGCUGGGGUAGCAGGCAGCAGCAGCCAGUCCAAAGUCAUGGCGAACUACGUGUACAAGGCCAGCCCCUCAGCGCCGAGCGGGCACCUGGAUGUGCUAAUGCAGCAAAAGCCUCAGGAUCUCAGUCGAGGUUUUAUGAACAACCCACAUUCUGCCAUGGAAGCCCGACUCAGCAACACCAAGCCUCUGUUCCAUUUUAACUCCGACCAAGCAAACCAGCAGAUGCCUUCUGUUUUGCCUCCACAGAGCAAGCCUUCCCUCCUACACUACACUCAGCAGCAGCAGCAGCAGCAGCAGCAGCAGCAACAGCAGCAGCAGCAGAGCUCAAUUUCAAGUCCUUUUCAUAGCUGCUUCCCAGAAAAGAAUGCCACAGCUCCACCAACUGUGUCCACGCUGACCUUUGUUCGAGAUGUGAGCCAAGGGAAACUUGGGCUCAACAAGAACUCAAUAGCUAUGUUCCAAGGAAAUUCUUAA